This is a messenger RNA of Thrips palmi, 777 nucleotides long. RefSeq names its product dr1-associated corepressor (gene NC2alpha). Gene Ontology annotation, molecular function: protein heterodimerization activity; transcription coactivator activity; transcription corepressor activity. The coding region runs from base 189 to 716 and encodes 175 amino acids. Gene Ontology annotation, cellular component: nucleus; negative cofactor 2 complex. NCBI's taxonomy places the organism in Eukaryota, Metazoa, Arthropoda, Insecta, Thysanoptera, Thripidae. The transcript has 5 exons. The record is from RefSeq and is a predicted model, not a curated record. Gene Ontology annotation, biological process: positive regulation of transcription by RNA polymerase II; negative regulation of transcription by RNA polymerase II; transcription by RNA polymerase II.
UGUAUUUGAUAAAGGAAGAAGGCUGGAAAGUUAUAAGUAAACUCCGGACUGCUGUCCUCGUUCAGUACGCAAUUUCUCAUACUCUGUGCUUUCGUUAUGUUAGCGAGGCGAAUGUAAAUGUAAAUGGAUUGUUUUUAUUGAAUGGAGAGGAAAAUACACGUUUUACUUUAAAUCAAGUUUAAUAUCUAAUGAAAAUGCCAAGCAAGCGUAGAAAAUACAAUGCAAGAUUUCCAGCGGGACGCAUAAAGAAAAUAAUGCAAACUGAUGAACAAGUUGGAAAAGUUGCUCAAGCUGUACCCAUCAUAAUCUCUCGAACCUUAGAGCUUUUCGUGCAAUCACUCCUGAACAGCGCCUUAGUUGUGACCAACGCCAAAAAUGCGCGGACUCUCAGUCCAUCCCACAUGAAGCAGUGUAUAAUAUCAAACAGCCGCUUUCAUUUCCUUAAAGACCUGGUAAGAAGCUUACCCGAUGUCAACACAUUUGAUGAAGAUGGAGCUGCGUCGGUGUCAAACACUGCUCCUGCUAACGAAGAAUCAUUGAGUUCCUUUACUGGUAGAAGAUACAGAACUGCCAAUCAACAAGAGAAGCAAGACAUGGAAAAUAAUGAAGAUAAGGAGUCAGAAGAUUCGGAGUCAUCUGAAUCAGAAAAGGACACUGUCAUGAACGCCGAGGAGAGUACAUCAGACUUUGUGAUUGAUGAAGACUAUGGAUCCUGAAUGUUCCUUAUCCAUAAACUCACUUGACACAUUAUUUAUUGGGUGUGUGUCCUUUUGGCAG